AUGCCUUCCAGAGACGGUAGCAAGGCUUCAAGCUCUCAGGUGCCUUUGUAUGUGUGGGGAGGUUCCGAGGUGUACAAGAAGAGGUUUGUGGCCAACCUGCGCCGCGUUACAAAUGAAGAUCAAUUCCAGAGGUGGCGGGCUGCUUAUGCUUCUGCAAUUCCUAAGGAUGGCAUAUCAAGCUGGCGAAGCCUUUGA
This is a messenger RNA of Prunus armeniaca (apricot), 195 nucleotides long. NCBI's taxonomy places the organism in Eukaryota, Viridiplantae, Streptophyta, Magnoliopsida, Rosales, Rosaceae. The record is from the annotation of a GenBank genome assembly.